Messenger RNA from Spirometra erinaceieuropaei, 228 nucleotides. Lineage: Eukaryota; Metazoa; Platyhelminthes; Cestoda; Diphyllobothriidea; Diphyllobothriidae. The record is from the annotation of a GenBank genome assembly.
AUGGAUCACCUGACUGCGCUCUUCCAAGAGAUGUGGCGUCAAGGUGAAGUCCCGCAAGAUUUCAAAGACGCAACCAUCGUGCAUCUCUACAAGCGCAAAGGGAAUCGCCAAGUCUGCGACAAUCACCGCGGCAUCUCCCUGCUUAACAUCGCCGGGAAGAUCUUCGCCCGCAGCCUUCUCAACCGCCUCAAUAACCAUCUGGAACAGGGCCUUCUGCCGGAAAGCUAA